AUGGUACCUGAUACGCUCAGAAAUCUCAACCCAACCGCGUAUACACCUCUAAUAGUCUCAAUUGGUCCUCUUCACAAAGAGAACCAACAUCUAAGAGCUAUUGAGGUGCAAAAAGUGACUUACAUGUAUAGACUAUUUCUUCGAACUAAGGAAACCACGGGGAAGGCUAUAGAGCAAAUAAGUUAUGAUUGCGCACAAGAAUUGCUUGGGCUUCUAACACGUGCAAGAGCAUGCUAUGCACCAAGUCUUACAAACUAUGAAGAUUUCAAGCUGGCUGAAAUGAUGGUUAUUGAUGGUUGUUUUAUACUUGAACUUCUCUACACGUUCAAGUAUGGAAUUGGAGAGGGUGAUCCAAUUUUCGACAAUAUUCUGGUGAUGCGCGACAUUCAACACGACCUGCUGCUUCUAGAAAAUCAAAUGCCUUUCUUUAUCCUUGAAAAACUGUUUACGAUCAAUAUUUUUGAUUGCACUUCGUUAACUGACCUUGUCUUUUAUUUCUUCAAGGACAUGAAUAUCAUAAAUAAUAGCCAACUUACCACAAUUGAUGGAACAGACACAGUAGAGCCUUGUCAUAUCCUUGGCCUUCUUCAACGCUGCUACAGGCCUGGAGCUACUAUGCGUGGCCGAUUUCCAAAUAUCUCUUACUCUGCAACUGAAAUAGUUCGUGCGGGAGUCAAAUUCAAGGCACAAACCGAAGAAUAUUCUCCGCUAGCAGUGAAAUUUAUACAACCCUCUGUUGUUCCGGGGUUGGGUGCUCUAUUUGUUAGAGAAACCUGUUUCAAAAUUCCAGUCUUAUGCAUCAAAGACACCACCGCGUCGUUCUUGAGGAAUCUCAUUGCCUAUGAACAGUGCUACCCAUUCAGUCGUCAUUAUGUUACCUCUUUCGCCUUCCUCAUGGACAGGCUUAUUGACACUAAAGAUGAUGUUUCGUUGCUUGUGAGAGCAAAAGUCCUUCAACAUAAACUGGGAGCCAUCGAAGAUGUUACGAAUCUCUUCAACAAUAUUUGCAAAGGUGUUGUCCUUCGGGAAUUUUAUUACACUGAGGAAUGGAGACAAUUGGAUAGAUAUUGCAAGCGUUUCCGGCCUAGCAUAUUAAUUUUAUUGAAUCGCCUCUAUAGAAGUACUACGUGGAAAACGUUAUUGACUAAAGGAUACUUUUGGUCAUUUUAAUCUGGUUGCUGUUGAAGUUUAGCUGAUAGUUGGUUCUCUUGGCGUUGCCUCCGAUUGGUUGCAUUACUGUUACCUUUGUAGAAUGUGGGUGGGUUUCGAAGGUGUUAAUUAUGUACUGGAGUGCUAUUGGUGUUUGAUUUUUCUUGUUAAUUCCCUGUGUUGAAGGAGAUUAGUUGUCUAAUUGUAUUAUUUCUAGCAUGGUCGUCUGUUUGGCUGGUUAGCAUUUCCUCUACUAGUUUCUGUCAGGUGUUGUUUUUCUUCUACUAGCUAUAAGAUUGUGUGGUGGUUGUUCUGUUUCAUAUUCGUUGCAUCAUUUCCGACAUCCAGC
This is a messenger RNA of Lactuca saligna, 1498 nucleotides long. The record is from the annotation of a GenBank genome assembly. NCBI's taxonomy places the organism in Eukaryota, Viridiplantae, Streptophyta, Magnoliopsida, Asterales, Asteraceae.